Fusarium coffeatum is the source of this 615-nucleotide messenger RNA. RefSeq lists its product as uncharacterized. The coding region runs from base 1 to 615 and encodes 204 amino acids. The transcript has 2 exons. Gene Ontology annotation, molecular function: FAD binding; Delta24(24-1) sterol reductase activity. The record is from RefSeq and is a predicted model, not a curated record. Gene Ontology annotation, biological process: steroid metabolic process. Lineage: Eukaryota; Fungi; Ascomycota; Sordariomycetes; Hypocreales; Nectriaceae. Gene Ontology annotation, cellular component: cytoplasm; membrane.
AUGAGCCUAAAGAAGACAUCGACACAAGAUGUCUUCGAGUCUGAUAAAAGAGUCCAUCUUGUCAUGGAUACGCACAAAGAAGCUGUCUUGUGCAUUGCCGAGAAAGUCCGCAAUUUCCACGAUCGUGACGAACCUUUCAGGCUGUACCACGGGUCGACCAACAGCACCCGGUACUCGGGUCGAUAUGCUGACAAUGUGGUCGAUACGAGCGAGCUUAAAAACAUCUUUGAGGUGGACAGCAGCAAGAAGACAGUUCUUGUCGAGCCAAAUGUUUCGAUGGAAGCCCUUGUAGACGCGACACUACCACAUGGGCUCGUCCCGCUGGUCGUGAUGGAGUUUCUAGCUAUUACCGUCGGAGGCGGCUUUUCGGGAACAUCGGGUGAGAGUAGCUCUUUUCGAUACGGAGCUUUCGAUGCUACCAUCAACUCGAUCGAGAUCAUCCUCGCAGACGGAACGGUGAGCAACCCUUCGAAAUACGACAGGCAGGAUCUGUUCUGGGGGGCUGCUUCAGGCUUUGGGACUCUGGGAGUCGUCACGCUGUUGGAGAUGCAACUCAAGGAUGCAAAGCCGUUCGUCGAACUCAACUUUGGGAUUAAAAAAAAAAAACACCGGUAG